AUGGCCGGACAGCACAGUUCACUGGAGUCUGGAUAUCCCGAGGGCAAACAAAUGCUGAGGAAACAUCUGAUGUCAAUGGUUGCUGGAAAUCUUUUUGCUGCAUUGUCUGUGAUGAUAGCUGGCUUCUUUGAAAUACACAGAAAACGUUUCCCUCCAGUGGAGCCGCCCCUUUCAGGAAAAGCUCUCACUGUUUCCUCCAUGCCCUGUUUCUACCUGAUUCUUCAGUAUGUUUUACUUGGAGUGGCGGAAACACUGGUAAACCCAGCUCUCUCUGUAAUAUCAUACAGAUUUGUUCCAAGCACCGUCAGAGGAACCUCCAUGAAUUUUCUGACACUGUUCAAUGGAUUUGGCUGUUUCACAGGGGCACUGCUGGUGGAGUUGGUAUAUCUCAUCUCAGAAGGCAAUUGGUUUCCAAACACAUUAAACAAAGGCAAUUUAGAAAACUUCUUCUUCUUCCUGGCAUCAUUAACAUUGUUGAACGUCCUGGGAUUCUGGAGUGUUUCACAAAGAUAUUGUAAUCUAAAUCAUUUUAAUGCCCAGAACAUCCGUGGAAGUAAUCUUGAAGAAACACUUCUCCUCCACGAGAAGCCUCUGAAAUUUUAUGGCAGUAUACAGGAAUUUUCUUCAAGUAUUGAUCUUUGGGAGACAGCCCUAUGA
Molecule: messenger RNA, 657 nt
Organism: Rhinopithecus roxellana (golden snub-nosed monkey)
Lineage: Eukaryota; Metazoa; Chordata; Mammalia; Primates; Cercopithecidae
Product: solute carrier family 15 member 5
Exons: 5
Coding region: 1-657 (218 amino acids)
Biological process (GO): transmembrane transport
Cellular component (GO): membrane
Molecular function (GO): transmembrane transporter activity
Source: RefSeq, a predicted model, not a curated record